AUGCACCGCCAGCCCUUCAUCCCAGCCCGCAACUCGCGGCAUCGCAUCGCCGCACUAUCCCUCUACCGGGCUCUCCUGCGGUCCACAAGAAAGAUAGAUGUGCCUCAAGAUGCGCAGAGACCUGCAAGGGACGCCAUGACACAUGCCGUCAAGAAGGCAUUCGUCAGGAAUCGGGCAUAUACAAGCUACAGAUUGGUGUAUGCUUCCAUGGCGGCAGGAUACAAGGUAACCCGCAUCAGCAACGCCCUCUUCUCACCCCAGGACAUGAUUCAGCUGGCUGACAAAACGCGCAAAGCUCCUAUCGCUCUUACUCACGGCGCAAAAGCGAGGAUGCCCGGAGCACACCCAGCUCAUAGAGCAUCUUCGCCUUCGCGGCGACCUUACCCCGUCACACUCCAAGCCAAAGCACACCGCCCGACGGCACCGCACCGCCUUCCGUCCGUCUCCGCCACAGCAGACGGCCAGCCCUUCCUGCGCCUGAAAAAGCCCCAGCCAAAAGCACUCUCCAGAAUGAUUGGUCGAAAAGGGCGCAUAUUCGCCAAGAAGAUACGCAAGCUGGUCGAAGCAGACGGGGAACUGCGCUGGGAUGCCGCGCAGGAGGACCGGUGGGAUGAACUCAUGGCGAAGCAGAUGCAGGCCGAGCGAGUGAGUGGUGAGUCUGAGCGCUUUUGCGCCAACGGGAGUGGGCAAAAGGUUUCCGAGAGCUCUUUUGCAUGGAGUGUUCAAGUGACGAGAUUAUGGUGGGAGUGGCAGGUUGAGAGGAUGUGGAGGGAUUGGAACGCGCGGGGCGAGGCGCUGCACCAAGUUGUUGAAGAGCAGAGGACACAACUGAGACGGGAGGAUGCUGUGAAUCCGGAGUCUUUGCAGAAAGGCCCAUUGAAGGCUGGAAAUAUGCCGAGCUCGCGUAACCUGGAUACGCCGCCGAAUGUCGACGUUUAUCCGGCCCGCCCUUAUCCCCUGAUGGCAUCUAUCCCCGCCGUCCUUGCCAAGCAAAUGCAUCGUCAACAAAGGGGUGGGACGGGAAAGUCUGUCGACCCAUUUACAGAACCUGCGUGGAAUGCGUUGGUGCGGGCUCAGAGCAGCCGGCUGUUGAAAUGGGCUGGUAAAGGGGCGGCUAGCAAAGUAUAG
This is a messenger RNA of Metarhizium acridum CQMa 102, 1128 nucleotides long. NCBI's taxonomy places the organism in Eukaryota, Fungi, Ascomycota, Sordariomycetes, Hypocreales, Clavicipitaceae. The record is from RefSeq and is a predicted model, not a curated record.